This is a messenger RNA of Vicia villosa (hairy vetch), 3474 nucleotides long. Its product is annotated as pentatricopeptide repeat-containing protein At1g79540-like. The coding region runs from base 357 to 2600 and encodes 747 amino acids. Gene Ontology annotation, molecular function: protein binding. The record is from RefSeq and is a predicted model, not a curated record. The transcript has 4 exons. Lineage: Eukaryota; Viridiplantae; Streptophyta; Magnoliopsida; Fabales; Fabaceae.
AGUCUGAAAGGGGGUGCUGCCGAAAAAAUAGGAGGUGUAUGGUCACUUGAGAACCCAAAACCCUGAACCGAGUAAAACCCUAACUGAUCUAACCGCCCCCAAUCCUUAUUUUCAUCUGCCUCUUGUCUCUCUUCUUCGUUAUCUCUCUCGCAUUUCCUUCCGUUCAUCGCUUCCCCUGUUUCAAUUUUCAUAAAUCAAUGGAAAUCAAACAUGGCAUACGAACCUAAUCAAUAAUAUUUCAACUUAUGCUGCAGAAUUACCCAUUUUCACACAUGCUCAAGUUCAAGCUGAAGCUUUUCAUGUUCCUAAGGCUAUCAAAUUUGAAUUCCAAUUCUGAUUGAUUCUACCUAGAACCAAUGUUGACCCUCUCCAAGUUGAAGAAAUCGUUUGAAACCCCUUGCUUAUGCGGCUUCCGCAGAAUCCACAACAAUUCCUCCGAUCAACUAGCUGUUCGUUUCUGCAUCUGGGUCGCUCUCAAAUUCGACACUCUUUCCAGCAAGCCCUAUCACUUGGUUAGUCGCAUUCUUAUCCGUAAGAAAUGGCAUUCCUUUUACUGGGAAGCUCUUGAGCUUCUCAAGAAAAAAGGGGUUUUAGUUACUUCAGAUUCCGUUAGAGCUUUAGUUAGGUCUUAUUCAUACUCCGGUCAUACCGAAAAAGCUAUUGAGUCAUUCGGUAAAAUGCGCGAAUUUGGUGUUAUUCCUGAUGCUCAUAUGUAUAACACUGUUUUGAGAGAUGUGUUGAGGGAAAAGUUGUUUGUGCUUGCUUUUGCUUUGUAUAAUACCAUGCUUAAGUCCAAUGUUGAUCCUAAUGACUAUACUUAUAACAUGUUGAUUGAUGGGUUUUGUAAAAGUGGUAACAUUAAGGGUGCACGUGAGGUGCUUGAUGAAAUGCAGAAGGUUAGUAUUGUUCCUAGUGUUGUAUCGACGACUUCGAUUCUUUAUGGUUUGUGUCGGGCGAAUAAUGUAGAUGAGGCGCUUAUGUUGUUUAAUGUUAUGAAAGAAAAAGAGUGUCCGCCGGAUAUGAUUUCUUGUAAUGUUGUGUUGGAUGGGUUUUGUAAGAUGGGGAGGUUAGAGGAAGCGCUUUCUUUUGUAUGGUUGAUAAAAAGAGAUGGUUUCUCGCUCAAUCAAAAUAGCUAUAGUUCUCUUAUUAAUGCGUUUUUUAGGGCUAGGAGAUAUAGUGAAGCACAUGCGUUGUAUACGAGGAUGUUUAAGGAGGGCUUUGCACCUGAUGUUGUUUUGUAUGCCAUUAUGAUACGUGGUCUGUCAGAGGAGGGCAGGGUUGGUGAAGCUGCUAGGAUGUUAGAUGAGAUGACUCAGAUAGGUUUAACUCCCGAUGCUUAUUGCUACAAUGCUAUAAUUAAAGGUUUGUGUGACACGGGUCUUUUGGAUCGAGCGCAGUCUCUUUGUCUUGAGAUUUCUGAGCAAAAUGUUUACACGCAUACGAUUCUCAUAUGUGAAAUGUGUAAGCAGGGAAUGGUUGAGAAAGCACAAGAGUUAUUUAAUCAGAUGGAGUCGCUUGGAUGUGUUCCAUCGGUUGUGACCUUCAAUGCGCUUAUAAAUGGAUUGUGCAAUGCUCAUAAACUCGAGGAGGCAAGCCUUUUACUUUACAAGAUGGAGAUUGGGAGAAGACCUUCGUUAAUCUUAAGCCUUUUUCAGGGUUCUGGUCAGGUUUUUGAUAGUACUAGUCUCCAGAAAAAAGUGGAGCAAAUGUGUGAGGCCGGAAAAUUUUUGGAUGCUUACAAGUUUCUCACUCAACUUGCUGAUAGUGGGGUUGUGCCUGACAUUAUUACAUACAACACUCUAAUCAAUGCCUUUUGCAGGGCUUAUAAUAUUAAAGGUGCUUUCAUGCUUUUUGAGGAUUUGCAAAAGAAGGGUCUCUCACCCGAUACUGUUACUUAUGGGACACUUAUUAAUGGGCUAUAUAAAGUUGACCGAGAAAAGGAUGCCUUAAAGAUUUAUGACCGUAUGCAGAAGGCUGGCUGUGAACCCAGCCUUUCAUUAUAUAAAGGGCUUAUGACUUGGUUGUGUAGAAAGAGCAAGGUCUCGCUGGCGUUCAGUCUUUAUUUGGAAUAUUUGAAGAGCCUUCCUAGUCGGGACAAUGAUUCAAUCAGUGUGCUGGAGGAAUAUUUAGUUGGAGGAAAAUUGGACCAAGUGAUUCGAGGUUUACUUGAACUGGACUUCAGGGCCAAGGAUUUUAAAUUAGCUCCAUAUACAAUUCUACUGAUUGGAUUCUGUCAGGUAGGAAGAGUAUAUGAAGCAUUGAUUAUAUUCUCUGUUCUUGACAAGUUGAAUAUCAAAAUCAAUGCUACAAGUUGUGUACAUUUGAUCAAAGGUCUUUGUAAAGAAGGGAGGCUAGAUGACGCAGUAAAAAUAUUUCUUUACACUCUUGACAGAGGUUUCAUGUUGAGGCCAAUGAUUUGUAAUCAUCUCCUCGUGUUUCUUCUUGUUUCCCGAGAUUAUAAGGACUGGGCUAUUGAUCUUAUUGGGAGGAUGGAAUCUUUUGGAUACCGUUUAAAUUCAAAUGAAUAUAGCAGGACAGUGUAUCUUAUAGACCAAUACCAAAAAAGAAAUCAAAGAAAAAAUUAUCUAAGAAAAGAUUAAGUCAUGUUGAUUGAUUCAGAUGAACGCGUUUCUUUAUGUGGUUCUUCAUUGAAUAUCCCCGUCUAGGAAACUGGUCGUGAAUCAAGUGGCUUGCUACACAUUAUGAUGAACCAACGGUGCCCUUUAACCCUUACAAGAAUCAAUUAAGAGGGCUGAUUUUAUCGGGGCAAUUUUUUGCUCUAUUGUUCUGCAUGAUUGUCGUCACAUCUUAUAGACCAUUCAUUUGAGGUUUUUUAAGGGUGUUUCAGUUUGUUGUAUGCUUCAGAAUAUUUCUUUGUUUACACCUCAUAGUCUCAAACAAAUAAUGGCAAUGAAUACAGAAAGGAGUCAACCAUUUCCCAUACGAACAUUAGUUGUGGUGAUAUCUCAUAUAGUAUACACUAGUAGGUAAGGCUGUCUUUCUUUAGAGUGUGUUUGGAUGGAGUAUUUUAAUGAGGGAAUGUAAUGUAAUGAAGGAAUUUAAAAUGAUUUCAUCAAAAUCCCUUGUUUGGAUAAAUAAAUGACAGAAUUUUUAAAAUAAUGGAAUUUAAUUUUAUAUUUUACAUGACUAAUUUUGGAGAAUUUACAAUUCCAGCUAAUUUUAUAAAAUUGUGAAUUCCCUCGUCCUCUCUAUCACACGCGUUUAAUUUCAGAUCUCGCUCACUUCUCUCGCAUGGUGUGUCUUCUGUGAGAUUCAGAUCCCACACUCUCUCCUCUCAGAAGAUUAAAAGCAUGGAAGCUUUAAAAAGGCCUGGCGUGAUCAUCAAUUUGGGAUCUGCUUCUGGUCUUUAUCCAAUGUAUCUUGAUCCUAUCUAUAGUGGUUCUGAAGGUGUUGUUAUGUGCACUUCGUUUAUACAAACGUCAAAGAAUCCGAGUCAAUGUGCUUUGCCCUGAG